AGUCGCAGGAACGUUAAAUUACUCCCGUGGAAGUGUAUCAUCUUGAAAUAAUCUCGUGCAUAACGUUAAAAUGCGUCCUGUUUCACAGUUGAGACGGAUGGUGAGCGAUGGCGAGAAUACGGUGAUAGAUUUUUGGUGUUGAAUUUUGCUCCGUGUCAUCAGUGCUAUAGUUUUCGAUUACAUCCCCGAAGGACAGAAAUCGUUUCGUUUCGGUGAUUUACAUGUUUAUAACUUAAUCUUGGAUCACUUCGGAGGAUUAUUAUUGAGGAAAUAUUGUCAUUGACUGACCGGCUGAUAUUACACGAGGCUUGUAUGUAUAUGUGACUUCUGCCUUCUGCUAUUCGUGACACGCCUCAGAAAAUAAAGCUAAAUUUGUGAAUCGGAAUAUUAUUUUUCGUUGUUGUGUCGUUUUAGUGAUAUAGACAUUUUAAAAUUACGUAACUGUUGUGGAAUCUCAAAGUGUAUAAAGAAUGGCCUGAGUGUGACCACUCCAUUACCAUCAUGUGUGACGAAGGAAUGUUUGUUUAGGCUUCGAUACUGUGCUGCGACCUUCCGGGAGUGCGCGUUUGUCUCGUGAACCGGACUGGAUCAUGACUCUGCCCGAAUCAAAACAAACCUCGCAUUGAUCACAAUCGACGUAUUGUCAUUUGGGACAAUUUUAUAUCGCCAAAAUGUCUUCGGGAACGUUUGUGGACAGGAUUGAUCCUUUCGCCAAGCGGUCGCUGAAGAAGAAGACCAAGAAAUCGCAGGGUUCGUCGCGGUACCGUAACACGCAGGACGUGGAGUUGCAGGCGCUGCCACUACUCAAAGAUGUACCAAGCAGUGAACAAGAGGAGUUGUUUAUCCGCAAGCUGCGGCAGUGCUGUGUGGCGUUCGACUUUAUGGACCCAGUGGCUGACCUGAAGGGCAAGGAGAUCAAGCGCGCCACGCUCAACGAGCUGGUCGAAUACAUCACUGGCGGGCGUGGCGUGCUCACCGAACCCGUCUACCCGGAGAUUAUUAAAAUGAUUUCGGCUAAUUUGUUCCGCACCCUGCCGCCGAGUGAAAAUCCUGACUUUGACCCCGAGGAGGACGACCCGACACUGGAGGCUUCGUGGCCGCAUCUCCAACUAGUCUACGAGUUCUUCCUACGUUUCCUCGAGUCAACUGACUUUCAGCCUACCAUUGGCAAGAAGGUCAUUGACCAGAAAUUCGUAUUGCAGCUUUUAGAUUUGUUCGAUUCAGAAGACCCGCGCGAGCGUGAUUUCCUCAAGACGGUGCUGCACCGCAUCUACGGCAAGUUCUUGGGGCUGCGCGCUUUUAUACGGAAACAGAUCAAUAAUAUAUUCCUGCGAUUCGUUUACGAGACCGAACAUUUCAACGGUGUCGGUGAAUUGCUAGAAAUAUUGGGAAGUAUAAUCAACGGGUUCGCUCUGCCUUUGAAGAGCGAGCAUAAGCAGUUCCUUGUGAAGGUGCUAUUGCCGCUCCACAAGGUGAAGUGCCUGUCGCUUUACCACGCGCAGCUGGCCUACUGUGUCGUGCAGUUCCUCGAGAAGGACGCAACGCUUACGGAACCCGUCGUUCGCGGCCUUCUCAAGUUUUGGCCCAAGACCUGCUCACAGAAAGAGGUGAUGUUCCUGGGCGAGAUAGAAGAGAUAUUGGAUGUAAUUGAGCCGGCUCAAUUCGUCAAAAUACAGGAACCACUUUUCAGACAAAUAGCAAAAUGUGUAUCCAGUCCACAUUUUCAGGUGGCGGAGCGGGCACUUUAUUUUUGGAACAACGAAUACAUAAUGUCGUUAAUGGAGGAGAACAACCACGUAAUCAUGCCGAUUAUGUUCCCGGCGCUAUACCGGAUCAGCAAGGAGCAUUGGAACCAGACCAUCGUAGCGCUUGUCUACAAUGUGCUGAAGACCUUCAUGGAAAUGAACUCCAAGCUCUUCGAUGAGCUCACCGCCAGCUAUAAGGCGGAACGGCAGAAAGAGAAAAAGCGUGAGAAAGAGCGAGACGAGCUGUGGAAGCGACUGGGCGAGCUGGAGAUCACCCACAAGCGGCAGGUGGGAGCCGGUGCGCCGCUGGCCAAGUGAUGCCCCCUCUGAGUCGCCGCCCGCGCUCUACACUAAUGCGACACAUUUUAUUUUCACUUAUCUAUUCGUAUUUUCUAUUCGAUUACAUUUUUGUUAAUGACGUUAUUAAUUUUUUAUACCUCUAAUGACUCGUUCGUUCGGGUAUACCCUGAUGUCUCUGGAUUCGGUUCGCUCGGGAGCCGCCGUGGCCGCCGCGCCACCGUCGCGCCCGACCCGCGUUCGACGUAAUGUUUCGUACCUUCAUACAAAUUACUUAUAGUGCUAUCGAAUGUCCGCAUCCCGAAUGCGCCGUCAUUAUUGUACUAGUAUUUUAUAUACGUUUACAUAGGUAACUAGUUUACUUUAGGAAUUUUUUAAAUAUUGUUAAAUUGUUUAAAUAAGUUAAAAGUUGUAUGUAUUAUUGAUGCAUGAUCGAUCGUACCGCAUUUCGGAUCACCGAUAAUUGUAUUAAUCGGGCGCCCAGCUUUCGGCUGAUUAUUAUUGUACAAAAAUUAAUAGGGCAAUUGAAAUGUACUUUGUUUAGCGAGGGUUCCGAGGCGGCGGCGCUGCUUGGCUCUGCCCUCGUGGCUGGCCGACGAUAACGUUGCCGCAGCCGCGCCGCAACGGGGCCCGCCGUAGAUCGUUGUAUGAAAUUUUCAUUUAAAAUUAGAUGCUCGAUUCGAAAAUGUAAUUUCGUCGUACUAUCAUUUUGUAUAGUUACAUAGUGUAAAUAGGCAUUUAUUUAUUAUAAAUUUAUAGCAGUGUGAUUUUUAUACAUAGCUGCGGGAAUGGGACAUUGUAAUUGGGCAAAAUCGGUCAGAGCGAACUGGAGACUAUUCAUGUAUCAUGCAUACAGCUCGAUAAAACUAAAACGUUAAUUUGAUCAUAUUGGAGUAGAACAAUGCUAAAAGUAGAUAUAAUAAUUUGUAAGGGAAUAGUCAUUAAUUUGUAUGAUAUUACUGUAGCCAUUAAUUUUUCUAUCAUCACUUGUAGAGUGUGCGGGCGGGCCAACUGGCAGCCGGCGCCCGCGCCCGCGCCGCGCCUCUGUAUAUACCGGUACGCGACCUAGCGCUCUGCGUAUGUAUGUAUGUACACUAUGGAGAUGUUUGUUAUGUAAAAUGUAUUAACAUUGCAAAAAUUAUAUAUGAUCUUAUAUAUAAAUUACUAUUAUAGAAACACAGUAUGGAAAUAAAAAAGUUGACUCACAUGAAUUGAAUUGUUUAAG
Hyposmocoma kahamanoa is the source of this 3267-nucleotide messenger RNA. It is a transcript of the gene wdb, whose product is annotated as serine/threonine-protein phosphatase 2A 56 kDa regulatory subunit epsilon isoform. Gene Ontology annotation, molecular function: protein phosphatase activator activity. Gene Ontology annotation, cellular component: protein phosphatase type 2A complex; cytosol; nucleus. The transcript has 8 exons. The record is from RefSeq and is a predicted model, not a curated record. The coding region runs from base 672 to 2063 and encodes 463 amino acids. Gene Ontology annotation, biological process: signal transduction; protein dephosphorylation. NCBI's taxonomy places the organism in Eukaryota, Metazoa, Arthropoda, Insecta, Lepidoptera, Cosmopterigidae.